AUGCAUAUACUGCUCGCAGGUCAAACACAUCGGGCGGGCCGUUCGUCGCGUGAGGGCGGCGCACCGUACGGAAGCGGCCCCUCGGCUCCUUGGGCGGCGCGCGGUCAGCAGUCGCCGCUUGCGAGAGCCGGGCGCUCAACCGGAACCCGGCCCCGGCGAAAAGGACGGGGCCCGGUGGAGGGAGGGCGGAGUAGCCCUGAGAGCGCGGGGGGAGGCGGCGUGCGCCGUGGCGGGUCCCCCGGCAUAUGCGGGGCGUUCGCCCAGCGGCCUCGCUGGCCCUGCUGGGAAAGAAAGAAAUGCGCCCCUCGCAGGCGAGGGAAGAUGGAAGAAGUUGCGGACGAACACCUCCCCCCGCACGCGCUGGCGAGAAGUCUUGCGAUUCCCGCGCCGCCCUCCGGAAGCAUCUGUCCACGGCGCGCGGAGCACGUCACGCCCAGGGGCCGUUUGGCCGCGUCCAACCGCAGCGCCCCCACAAAAAACGACCAUGCGACGACCGCGAAGGGCGGCGCAGGGGGAAACGGACUUGACAAGAGGGCUCGGAUUCAGCACCCGCUUCCUCCCGUGGUGGCGGUGGCAACGCCGCGCGUGGAGCUGAAGAGAACUGUUUCGCGUCUGGGGAAGGCGAAAUGA
Messenger RNA from Trypanosoma conorhini, 630 nucleotides. RefSeq lists its product as uncharacterized. The transcript has a single exon. The record is from RefSeq and is a predicted model, not a curated record. Bases 1 to 630 code for a protein of 209 amino acids. Lineage: Eukaryota; Euglenozoa; Kinetoplastea; Trypanosomatida; Trypanosomatidae.